AUGCGUAACAACUUUCUUUGUAUUAAGCCACGUCUAGAAUUCUGUCUAUAUAUUAUCAUUCACUUCCUUUCCGGACACUUUCCUUCUGGUAUCAAACACAUUCAGAGAAACAGAAACUACUAUCGGUUGAAUUUACCAACAAGUAUCAAAAACAAAAAGCUGUUACCUCAGCACAACUUAACACCAUAUCAAUCUCACCCACACCACACAAACACAACUCAAAAUGUGCACCUCAACCUCCACCGGUCUCGUCAACCGCAACGGUCCUGGCUCCGCAGCCUCGUCUACUAUCUCUGA
Sclerotinia sclerotiorum 1980 UF-70 is the source of this 297-nucleotide messenger RNA. RefSeq lists its product as hypothetical. NCBI's taxonomy places the organism in Eukaryota, Fungi, Ascomycota, Leotiomycetes, Helotiales, Sclerotiniaceae. Bases 1 to 297 code for a protein of 98 amino acids. The record is from RefSeq and is a predicted model, not a curated record. The transcript is spliced from 2 exons.